This is a messenger RNA of Arabis nemorensis, 525 nucleotides long. Lineage: Eukaryota; Viridiplantae; Streptophyta; Magnoliopsida; Brassicales; Brassicaceae. The record is from the annotation of a GenBank genome assembly.
AUGGGGAAUUCGAAGAAGAAAAGCAGAUCAAUGGCAACACAAAGAGCUUGGAGUCUUGUAAGAAUGGCUCUUAUAUGGGGAAGAAAAGGUGGAAUCUUUAAGAGAUGGCAAAUGUUCGAGCUUCGUAACUUGUUCUCCAAGCAUCUUAAAGCCCUAGCCCAUCAUAAUAACGAUCCUUAUCUCUCACGUUAUGGAGAGAAACAGCUCUCUUUCGACGAGACACCGAUCUUUAACGUUAAGAUGCAUCGUCCAACAUCUAUGAGGUCCCUCUUGCCUUGCAUUGCUGCUCCGGUUGAUUUUGAUUACGACUUCGAAUUGGACGGUCAUGAUGAUACCGAUGAUGUUAGAUCCUGCGGCUAUUACAACGAUUCUUGUCAUGAGAAAUGUGAUCGUGAAGAGGAGGAAGAAGAAGAGAAAGGGGUCGAUGUGAGAGCAGAAGAGUUCAUUGCUAAUUUCUACCAACAAAUGAAAUUGCAGAGGCAAAUCUCUUAUUUGCAAUACCAAGAACACAACGACGUCGUAUGA